AUGAAGACUUUAGAUGAUUACUUCUCGGUUCAAGUAUUUCUUAUUGUGUUGCGAGAAACGCUAGAGCUGGCAAUAAUUAUAUCGGUAUUAUUGGCAUUCAUAAAACAAAGCUUUAAUUCUAAUAAGCUUAAAUAUCCUAACCGUAGAAAUUUGAAUAUAAAUUAUACUGCUAGAGGAGAUGAAACUGCAGAAUUACUACAUGAAGCUGAAGAACAGGAAAUAUUAGAUAUUCAGCAUACGAGCCAUGAUGUAGACAGUUUGUCCAUAUACAAAUAUUUGAGACUUCAAAUAUGGAUUGGAGGGAUGCUUGGUGUUACAUGCUGCUUGAUAAUUGGAUCGAUAAUUUUGGCAAUGUUUUACAUUAUAGGCAAAGAUUUUUGGUCAGUGACAGAACAUUACUGGGAGGGUACAUUUUCCAUAUUAGCCAGCAUCAUUAUAUCAGUUAUGGGUAUAAAAAUAUUAAGGGUGAGUAAAAUGCAACAUAAAUGGAAGAGAAAAUUGUCAAUGCUAAUUAACCAGUCAAAUUAUAUUGGAACUGUAGUGAGGCACCAAAGUACCAACCCAGAUUUAUCAGGAAAGGUUUCCAAUUUUUCUGAAAAGUAUGCCAUGUUCAUUUUGCCAUUUGUUACCACAUUAAGAGAAGGAAUGGAGGCUAUUGUUUUCAUUGGAGGUAUUGGGAUCAAUGAAAAUACUUCAAUCUUGGCAAUUUUUAAUUCGUUUGCAACAGCCUUAAUGCUAGGUUCAUUAAUCGGUCUUUUAUUAUAUCGCCUGGGGAAUACCUUAUCCUUGCAAUGGUUUUUAAUUGCAUCCACUGGAUUCUUAUAUCUAGUUGCGGCGGGAUUAUUCUCUAAGGGCGUAUGGAAUUUUGAAUUACAAAGAUUUAUUGAUUUAUGCGAUGGAUUUGAUGUAAGUGAGACGGGACAUGGACCAGGGUCAUAUGAUAUAUCAAAAAGUGUAUGGCAUGUAAACUGUUGUAACGGCGAAUUACAGGACGAUGGGGCUUUUUGGAUGAUUCUUACCGCAGUGUUUGGAUGGACUAAUAGUGCCACUUACGGAAGUGUUAUUAGUUAUAACAUUUAUUGGAUUACUGUGAUUUUGGUAUUUGCUUCAUUGUUGUUCGAAGAAAAACAUGGCAGAUUACCUGUUGUUCCAUUAACCUGGCAAAAAAGAAGAAUCGCCAAAAGGAAUUCUGAUUAUGCUCCAGUAGAACUGCUUGCUACCUCCGAUACAGCCAGGGAAAGUAUUGAUUCAGUAAAUUCAAAGACACCUUUAAAUAACUAA
This is a messenger RNA of Debaryomyces fabryi, 1281 nucleotides long. RefSeq names its product Fth1p (gene FTH1). Gene Ontology annotation, cellular component: plasma membrane; fungal-type vacuole membrane; high-affinity iron permease complex. The record is from RefSeq and is a predicted model, not a curated record. The transcript has a single exon. NCBI's taxonomy places the organism in Eukaryota, Fungi, Ascomycota, Pichiomycetes, Serinales, Debaryomycetaceae. The coding region runs from base 1 to 1281 and encodes 426 amino acids. Gene Ontology annotation, molecular function: ferrous iron transmembrane transporter activity. Gene Ontology annotation, biological process: iron ion transmembrane transport.